AUGCGCGGUGUCCAGCUUCCUACCUUCGGCCUGGGCGUCAGCCCUCGGUCAGUUUUAAAGCCACGGGGAACUGGGUUUGGAGACCGCCUGCUCCAGUCAAUUCGCCCAUCUACUCAUCAUACUGCGAUUAAGUCUCCUUUCCAACACCAUUCUACCUCUUUCCGACCUCUUUGCGCUAGAUCCGGUACUACUUUCCGCCUGCCCGAGAUCCCUCGCUCAACUUACCGAAAUGGCUUCAACAAUACCCCCUCUACACCUCGCAUUAUUUCGCAGACUCGACUGAUCUCCUCUACUACUCGUCUCCUGCAAGGAAAACCGGUUGCGCCUUCCAAUUCCACCAAUGAUCCGACCCGUUCUGUUCCGGAAAAGGAUGAAGAUGCGGAAAAAGGAUUUGAAUUGACGGAACGAGCUGCACAAGCUGCGCAGAUCAACCUGAGUGCUCGACUGUCUAAAGAGGGUUCUGGCAAGAAAUCCGGCUUUGGUGAAAUUUGGCGACUUCUAAAGGUUGCCCGGCCCGAAGCUAAGAAGCUUACAUUCGCAUUCUUCUUCUUGCUCAUCUCCUCUUCAAUCACCAUGGCAGUCCCGCUUUCCGUUGGUAAACUCAUGGAUGCUGCCACAAAGGGCGUGGGAGAGGAUGGCACAGGCGAGUUGGUUUUCGGUUUGAGUCAGACAAUGUUCUACAGCAUUUUUGCGGGUGUAGUGGUUGUCGGCGCGGCUGCCAACUAUGGCCGUAUCAUCAUCCUCCGUAUCGUCGGUGAGCGCACCGUAGCUCGGUUGCGCUCUAACCUUUUCCGUCAAACUCUCAUCCAAGAUGCUGAAUUUUUUGACGCGAACCGUGUGGGUGACCUGAUUUCCCGGCUCGGCUCUGACACAAUUAUUGUUGGUAAAAGUAUCACCCAGAAUUUGUCCGAUGGACUUCGUGCGGGUAUUAGCGGUGUAGCUGGUUUCAGUCUGAUGGCAUAUACCAGCUUCAAAUUGUCCGGCAUCCUAUUCUUGCUUCUUCCUCCAAUCGGCUUGGGUGCCUUGAUCUACGGAAGAGCUGUCAGGAACCUUAGUCGCCAAAUGCAGAAGAACCUGGGAUCGUUGACCAAGAUCGCCGAGGAACGCCUGGGUAAUAUUAAAACCAGUCAGUCUUUCGCAGGCGAAGUUACUGAGGUCAAUCGAUACAACAUACAAGUGCGCAAGAUCUUCGCAACCGGCAUGAAAGAAUCUCUGGCUACCGCGGCUUUCUAUAGCUCGACCGGAUUCUUGGGAAAUAUGUCAAUUCUGGCCCUUCUUUAUAUUGGAGGUAGUAUGGUCCAAUCUGGAGGGAUCACUAUUGGAGAAUUGACAUCUUUCUUGAUGUACACGGCUUAUGCCGGAACCAGCAUGCUCGGUCUCUCGAGUUUCUACUCAGAGCUUAUGAAGGGUGCCGGUGCCGCCAGUCGACUGUUUGAAUUGCAGGAUCGUCACCCAACCAUUCACCCAACCAAGGGUCUUCGUGUUGAAUCUGCACGUGGUCCUAUUCGGUUCGAGAACGUCAGCUUCAGCUAUCCAACCCGUCCUGCAGUGCCAAUCUUCAACAACCUGGACUUUGAGAUCCCUCAAGGAACUAAUGUUGCUAUUGUCGGUCCAUCUGGGGGUGGCAAGUCUACAAUCGCCUCCAUCUUGCUUCGAUUCUACAACCCCACUGCUGGUCGGGUGUUGAUCAAUGGCCAAGAAAUCAGCCAAAUGAAUGCCAAAUCUCUUCGCCGAAAGAUUGGAAUCGUCUCGCAAGAGCCUGUCCUCUUCUCCGGUACUAUCGCUGAGAACAUUGCAUACGGUGUCCCUCAUGCAAGCCGUUCUGAGAUUAUUUCUGCUGCACGCAAGGCAAACUGUCAAUUCAUCAGCGACUUCCCCGAUGGCCUGGAUACACACGUUGGAGCUCGCGGUGCGCAGCUAUCCGGUGGACAGAAGCAGCGCAUUGCCAUUGCACGUGCGCUUAUCAAGGACCCCGAUAUUCUCAUUCUCGACGAGGCUACCUCAGCCCUUGAUGCCGAAUCCGAGACUCUCGUUAACAGUGCCCUGACUGCUUUGCUACGUGGAAACAACACUACGAUCAGCAUUGCCCACCGUCUUUCCACCAUUAAGCGUUCUGACACAAUUAUUGUCCUCGGUCCUGAUGGCACUGUUGCUGAGCAAGGCUCUUACGAGGAUCUCAGCACCCGACCCGAUGGAGCCUUCACUAAGCUCAUGGAAUGGCAGAUUACUGGCGGUGACGCGCCUCAGGCUCAAAAGCUGGCUGGGCCAGAUAGACUCUGGGACCUGCAGAAGGAGGCCGAUGCCGAGGCCGAGUCAGAGCUGGUAGAGGAACAAGAGGCUACUACUGAAGAGCCUAACAAAAAGGAGUAA
Messenger RNA from Penicillium malachiteum, 2370 nucleotides. RefSeq names its product ATP-binding cassette permease mdr2 (gene mdr2). Gene Ontology annotation, biological process: transmembrane transport. The coding region runs from base 1 to 2370 and encodes 789 amino acids. NCBI's taxonomy places the organism in Eukaryota, Fungi, Ascomycota, Eurotiomycetes, Eurotiales, Aspergillaceae. The transcript has 3 exons. Gene Ontology annotation, molecular function: ABC-type oligopeptide transporter activity; ATP hydrolysis activity; ATP binding. Gene Ontology annotation, cellular component: membrane. The record is from RefSeq and is a predicted model, not a curated record.